Molecule: messenger RNA, 2438 nt
Organism: Bradysia coprophila
Lineage: Eukaryota; Metazoa; Arthropoda; Insecta; Diptera; Sciaridae
Product: eukaryotic translation initiation factor 2-alpha kinase 1-like
Biological process (GO): regulation of translational initiation by eIF2 alpha phosphorylation
Cellular component (GO): nucleus; cytoplasm
Molecular function (GO): eukaryotic translation initiation factor 2alpha kinase activity; ATP binding
Source: RefSeq, a predicted model, not a curated record
UGGCAAUUUUGAGCCAAUGAAACAAAAGUAAAAACCGAGUCUAAGAUUAAAUUGACAAAGGAAAACAUACUCUUCGAUUCACUGACAGCUUGAAACAGCUGCACAACUGUCACGACUUUUGUAAAAAUUGUAAUGUCAAAAUCCAUCUACUAGGCAAUAAGAACGUACCGGGCAUUUUAUUUGUAUUUGUUUUCUUAUUAAUCUUUAAAAAUUGUUUUCCGUUGCGUUGAAUUGAAUCUAACCGAAAGUGAAUUAGAAAGUUUGUUUUUACAAAAAUGUCUUCAGAUAAUGAAGAUAAAGAUGUUGAUUGGGAUGAUUUGGAAACUUUAACAACGCUUGAUGGCUUUGAUGACAAUGUUGAAAACACCGGCUCUACGCGACUUCUGGCCGAUCAAUUUAUUGGAACAAUAUCAGCUAAAGCGUCUACUCCUGUUAGUUUACUGGUUGAAAGUUUGGUGCAACAACUUUGCAUUAUGCUUGAACCAGAUCCAGAUAGUUCGUCCCAUCUCUAUCACACAAUUUGUGGACAGUUACACAAAAUGAAUUUAAUUGACAAAACGUACGAAAUGGGUGAAUUCGAGGUUAUGAGGAGCCAGUAUCAAAAAGCUCUUUAUCAACUGGUUACAGUGGCUCGCGGCCAAGACCUGCCUCCAAAUUUACAAUCUGUAUGGCCGUUAACACAGCCGUUGGGCUAUGAUUGGUCACGAUAUUAUCGUGAAUUCGACGAACUUCAAUUUGUGGCAGGCGGUGGUUUUGGUAAAGUUUACAAAGUAAGACACAAAUUGGAUGGUAUAGUCUAUGCCGUGAAGAAAGUUACCAUCAAAUCGCAAGAAAUCAAUCGAGUAUUAAACCAUUUGGCUGAAGUGAAAACACUUGCCGCUCUAAAUCACAAUAACAUUGUGCCAUAUAAAGCAUGUUGGUUAGAGCCUCUUCUAACCGACCCCAAACAAACUAUCAAUCAUCCUGACAAUUGCACCGAAGACGAAGAGUACACCUAUUCCGAGAGUGUGGAAGUUGCAAACGGGAAUACCAUCGAAUCAGAUGAUUCGUCAUUCAUCCAGUUCGAGCGUAGUGAAAAUUCGAGUGAAAUUCACGACGAUACCAACAAAACGUCGAGUCAGAAGGGUGCUGUGGUUAAAUUUCAACGACAAAGUAGCUUAAAUUUUGAUCGCUCUCAACAACCCUACUUAAAACUUAAAUGGGCCACAUUGUACAUUCAAAUGGCCAUGUGCCAUAUGACGUUGAGGGAGUGGCUAGACUUACGCAACAAAUCCGACAAUUUUGAAACAUUUUAUGAGAAUUUCGUAGCCGCCAAAUUCUGUAAUCCCCCCACGUUGGACAGACGAUAUUCUGGUGGAGAUGGUCCACAAGCAGCAAGUAGACAGGACAGUAGUGAAUCUAGCAGUUCGGAGUCUUACAUUGAGGAAUAUCCGCAAAACUUGGACGUAGUGAGAAAUAUUUUUAGUCAAUUGCUCGAUGGUCUGGAUUAUAUUCAUUCAAUGAGCAUAGUCCACCACGAUAUCAAGCCAUCAAACUUAUUCAUAAACGUUGAGACUGGAGGAAGGAUAACGGUGCAACUCGGGGAUUUCGGACUCGCUUGCCCAUUGCAGGAUGAUCAUUCGAAAAAUGUGGUCGGAACACCCACCUAUGCGGCUCCAGAACAACUCCAAGGGAAAUGCGAUAAGAAAAGUGACAUCUACAGCAUUGGAAUAAUUUUAUUGGAGCUUUUACUGAACUUCAAAACCGAUAUGGAGCGCGUGGAGAAUAUAAAGAAAGUGAGACAAGGAAAGCUGCCGGAAGAAAUACCUCCAAACUACAGCUCUUUGCUUAAAAAGCUUCUUCUGCCAAUACAUCGUCGCCCCGACAUAAGGGAAGUUAUCCAACUGUACAAUCAGAUAAUACGCGAUGAUAUACCAUUAACCGUCCAGCAAGAGCUACACGAACUACGAACCAAGCUUCAAAUUCAAAAAUCCAUUGACAAAGAGUUCAACGACGAACUACAAUCGAAAAAGGCGGAACUGCAGAGCAAAGAUGAAGAAAUCGCUUUGCUCCAGCGAAAGGUUCAUGAAAUGGAAUUGAAAGAAAUGGAAAGUCGAUCGAAGGAUGCAGAAAUUGAACGUUUGAAAAAAUUGUUAGCAGAAAGCCAUGUAAAAAAAAUGGAAUAGACGGUCCCGAAUCAACCAGUGUCAACCAGUAAAGUUGUCGUAUGUGGCAAUAAUUUAAAUUGAAUGUAAAUGAGAGGAGUACAAUUUGUUUUGUGAUAUUCAAUUAUAAGCGGAAAAAAACGUUUUUUUAAACUCGCGUUACGAUCGCGAUCAAUUGUAACGUGUACUACACAUUAAGUCGUAGCGAACAUUUUAUUUUAUCUUCGAAAAGACAAUGAUCUGAAUCAAGCAUUGUAACGAAAUAAAGAUUGAAAUUUAACGAACAGCUUUUAA